This is a messenger RNA of Piliocolobus tephrosceles (Ugandan red Colobus), 1452 nucleotides long. RefSeq names its product CD1b molecule (gene CD1B). Gene Ontology annotation, molecular function: endogenous lipid antigen binding; lipopeptide binding; exogenous lipid antigen binding. Lineage: Eukaryota; Metazoa; Chordata; Mammalia; Primates; Cercopithecidae. The record is from RefSeq and is a predicted model, not a curated record. The coding region runs from base 159 to 1064 and encodes 301 amino acids. The transcript has 6 exons. Gene Ontology annotation, biological process: immune response; antigen processing and presentation, endogenous lipid antigen via MHC class Ib; antigen processing and presentation, exogenous lipid antigen via MHC class Ib. Gene Ontology annotation, cellular component: external side of plasma membrane.
GUGGGAGGCACAUUUUUCUCUGAAAAGCAAUUUGAAUGAGGAAGAGAUUUGUCAGUUGGAAAAGAGAAGAAGUCACUGCAGGGUAGUGAGGAAAAGGUUUGCUGAAAUUGGAGAUCAAAUACCAGCUCUGCCAGUAAGAAGUUGCAUCUCCCGGUGAAAUGCUGCUGCUGCCAUUUCAACUGUUAGCUUUUCUCUUUCCCGGUGGUGACAGUGAACAAGCCUUCCAGGGGCCGACCUCCUUUCAUGUCAUCCAGACCUCGUCCUUUACCAACAGUACCUGGGCACAAACUCAAGGCUCAGGCUGGUUGGAUGAUUUGCAGAUUCACGGCUGGGAUAGUGACUCAGGCACUGCCAUACUCCUGAAGCCUUGGUCUAAAGGUAACUUAAGUGAUAAGGAGUUUGCUGAGUUAAACGAUAUAUUCCGAGUCUACAUCUUUGGAUUCGCUCAAGAAGUACAAGACUUUGCCGGUGAUUUCCAGAUGAAAUACCCCUUUGAGAUCCAGGGCAUAGCAGGCUGUGAGCUACAUUCUGGAGGUGCCAUAGUAAGCUUCCUGAGGGGAGCUCUAGGAGGACUGGAUUUCCUGAGUGUCAAGAAUGCUUCAUGUGUGCCUUCCCCAGAAGGUGGCAGCAGGGCACAGAAGUUCUGUACACUAAUCAUGCAAUAUCAAGUGAAGCCUGAGGCCUGGCUGUCCAGUGGCCCCAGUCCUGGACCUGGCCGUCUGCAGCUUGUGUGCCAUGUCUCAGGAUUCUACCCAAAGCCUGUGUGGGUGAUGUGGAUGCAGGAUGAGCAGGAGCAGCGGGGCACUCAGCUAGGGGACAUCCUGCCCAAUGCUAACUGGACAUGGUAUCUCCGAGCAACCCUGGAUGUGGCAGCUGGAGAGGCAGCUGGCCUAUCCUGCCGAGUGAAGCACAGCAGUUUAGAGGGCCAGGACAUCGUCCUCUACUGGAGAAACCCCAUCUCCACUGGCUCGAUUGUUUUGGCAAUAAUGGUGCCUUCCUUGCUCCUUUUGCUAUGCCUUGCAUUAUGGUAUAUGAGGCGCCGGUCAUAUCAGAAUAUCCCAUGAGCCCUCAUCAUGUCUGCUCCCCCAUUCGCAAUAAGUACCAAGAAGCCCAAGUUAUCCACCCAAAAGUCAAUCUUACCAUAUUUCAAAUGAUUAUCAAAUUUGAUGAAAUCAAAGUUUUCAUGUAUUUUAAAAUAAAUUAAAUUUAAACAUCAGCAAAAAAGUACUUAAAACUGUAAAUUUAUAAUGAGACUGUAUAUGAUUCACCCAGAUUUUACACACAUUAAAAUGUUAGAAAGAAUGUGUCUUAGAAUAAAUGCAAUAUAAUACAUAUGACUUAAUGGUGACUCCCUUUGGCUUCCUAUUUUAAAACUUUUCUUUUUCUGCUUCUGGUUAAAUAUCAUCUGUCAAAGUGAACGAAAUAUAAUUAUACCAGGAUCACUGUAUUUGC